CACACGCGAGCAGGCAGUAUGUAGAAUGCCUUAAAGAAACUGUAGCUAACCACCUUAUUAGUAUUCCUCCCUCCUCUGUGUUUCACUUGCAGCAACAGAGGGCUGAGCAAAAUGCAGUAGAACAGGGACAGAGACAGAGCUGGCAAUCAUCUCGGUGCAGGCUGCUGAAUGUAGGGGGUGGGGGGGAUGCAGCAAAGCAAGAUUAAUAACCUUGCCAUAAUCCUGUGCACCCUGGAAGGAGAUACCUCUGGUGACUGAGCUGUUCUUGCCUUGAUUAAUUGGACCGAGUGACUGAGGGGCUGGCAAUCCACCUGGUUUGGAGGCGACCCCCUGGUUUUGCUGCUCUCUGAAUCCUCUACCCAUCUGGGAAGGUAACAGUGAGACAUACCAUCUGCAGCACACACAGCAGCUAUUGGAGGCUACUACUGACAGUUUGCGCUACAGUUUUUUGGUGAGCGAGGAGCCAGGUAUAUCGUACAGUAGGAUAUUUCUGUGCUCGAGCUACCGAAUUUCACAAUCUGGUCCCUACGCUCCCUUUUCCAAUUGCCUUUGAGUUCUGGGCUUACUUUUGGCAUAGUCUCCUGGACGCAUUUUGCUGGGGAUGGAAGAGCAGUAAAUGGAACCUCUGAAAACUAAUUGUUUUGCUUCUGUGUGACUCAAGAAAGAGAAAAGCGAAAAGAAUCAAAGCCAGCUGGAGGAAUUUAAAUUUCUUUCGGAGAAGUUUACAGAGGGACUGUACAAAAGAAAUGAAUUUCUUUAUUGCGAGAAAUCAGGAUUAUUUAUUGAUGCAGAAAGCAAACGGGCUGAUGUUCUGCUGGGUGUUCUGAACAACAUGUUUUUUUAUCCUCUUCAUCACCAGAAAUAGUCCCCUUAACAGGAAACUCUUCCCUAGAUCUUGAAGAUCAGAUCUGAUUCAGUAAGGUAGGGUGACAGGCAUGCAAAGAAAUCAAAUAAUCUAUCUUGAGAUCAUGCAAAGACUCUGGAAAUACGAUCCCAGUGAGUCCUGGCUAUAACACUUUUGAUGUCCUCAUCACUGGCCACAGUCGUGCAAGCACUGACGGGUGGAUGCUGUGGGGGGGUCCAGGCAGCUCUGUGGAACAGUCUCCAAUGGGCUAGUAGGAUGAGAAGGUCCAGGGGUAGUUUGGGAAAUGAGGAGAAGCAUCACCUCCCAAGACGGUAAACCUACUGAAAAGGCUUGCCAAGCUGGUGAAGAGGGCUUUAAACUAAAGUUGCCGGGGUACGGGAGCCUCAAUCCAGACUGCUCCUACCAGUUUGAUGCCAGUGCCAGCAAUAGAUGCCCAGAGCCUGGAGAGGGAUCACAGGUCAGCAGGAGAGCACCUGAAGAACAGCACUGAGGAAUUCCAGCCACUCCAGCCAAGGCCUUGUGAGGAUGUGUUUAUGUUUGAUGUCUUAUUAAGGUGAUCCAAUCAAGGAUGGAUCAUUGCCAAAACUCCCAUUGUAUGCAAAGGGCCCUGGGGCCCCUGCAUUCACGCAGCUCCCAACAACAGAAGUCUCAGGUCAAAGUUUGUUGUUCAGAACCAGGAAAAUACUUGCUAUUCAAACUCCAGAAGGACCAACACCAAAUAAAUUAUGAAUGUUGAACAAGAUGACCUUACAUCCACAGCAGAUAAUGAUAGGUCCUAGGUUUAACAGGGCCCUAUUUGACCCCCUGCUUGUGGUGUUGUUGGCUCUUCAGCUUCUUGUGGUGGCUGGUCUAGUGAGGGCUCAAACUUGCCCUUCUGUCUGCUCCUGCAGCAACCAGUUCAGUAAAGUGAUUUGCGUACGGAAAAAUCUGAGAGACGUGCCAGACGGCAUCUCCACCAACACCCGGUUACUCAAUCUCCAUGAGAACCAGAUCCAAAUCAUUAAAGUUAAUAGCUUCAAGCAUCUGAGGCACCUAGAAAUCCUGCAGCUCAGCAGGAAUCACAUCAGAACAAUUGAAAUAGGGGCUUUCAAUGGUCUGGCCAAUCUCAACACUUUGGAACUCUUUGACAAUCGUCUGACCACUAUCCCAAAUGGGGCUUUUGUAUACCUGUCAAAACUGAAGGAACUGUGGUUGAGAAACAACCCCAUUGAGAGCAUCCCUUCUUAUGCUUUUAACAGAAUCCCUUCUCUCCGGAGGUUGGAUUUGGGGGAAUUGAAAAGGCUUUCGUACAUCUCAGAAGGUGCCUUUGAAGGUCUGUCCAACUUGAGGUAUUUGAACCUUGCCAUGUGCAAUCUUCGAGAGAUUCCUAACCUCACCCCGCUUGUAAAACUGGACGAGUUAGAUCUUUCUGGGAAUCACCUGACUGCCAUCCGGCCAGGUUCUUUCCAAGGGUUAAUGCAUCUUCAGAAAUUGUGGAUGAUACAGUCCCAGAUUCAAGUGAUAGAAAGGAAUGCUUUCGAUAACCUUCAGUCACUUGUAGAGAUCAAUCUGGCACACAACAAUCUAACACUACUGCCUCAUGACCUGUUCACACCGCUCCGCCUAGAAAGGAUCCACUUGCAUCACAAUCCUUGGAACUGCAACUGUGAUAUCCUUUGGCUCAGCUGGUGGAUUAAAGACAAGGCACCCUCCAAUACCGCAUGCUGCGCCCGUUGCCACACACCUCCUAGUUUAAAAGGAAGGUACAUUGGUGAGCUGGACCUGAAUUACUUUACGUGUUAUGCUCCAGUCAUAGUGGAGCCACCAGCAGACCUCAACGUCACAGAAGGCAUGGCUGCAGAGAUGAAAUGCCGGGCGUCAACCUCCCUGACCUCUGUCUCUUGGAUUACUCCAAAUGGAUCUGUCAUGACGCAUGGGGCCUACAGAGUUCGGAUUGCUGUGCUCAGUGAUGGCACAUUAAAUUUUACAAAGGUAACUGUGCAAGACACAGGUUUGUAUACAUGCAUGGUGAGUAACUCUGUUGGGAAUACCACGGCUUCUGCCACGCUGAAUGUGACUGCCCUGGAUAACCCUGGUUACACAUACUUUUCUACCGUCACAGUAGAGACUGUGGAACCUUCUCAGGAUGAGGCACAGACCACAGAGCAGGUUGGGCCCACACCAGUUACCAACUGGGAGACCACUAACAUGACAACCUCACUCACUCCACAGAGCACAAGAUCAACAGAAAAAACGUUCACCAUUCCUGUGACGGACACAAACAACGGGAUCCCGGGAAUAGAUGAGGUUAUGAAGACUACCAAAAUCAUAAUUGGUUGUUUUGUGGCUAUCACUCUCAUGGCUGCUGUGAUGCUGGUAAUUUUCUACAAAAUGAGGAAACAGCAUCACCGGCAGAACCAUCAUGCUCCAACGCGGACUGUAGAGAUCAUUAAUGUGGAUGAUGAGCUUACAGGCGACACACCCAUAGAGAGUCACUUGCCCAUGCCAGCAAUAGAGCAUGAGCACCUAAAUCACUAUAACUCUUAUAAGUCUCCUUUCAACCACACAACAACAGUUAACACAAUAAAUUCAAUACACAGUUCAGUGCAUGAACCGUUAUUGAUCCGAAUGAACUCAAAAGACAAUGUACAAGAGACUCAAAUCUAAAACAUUUAUGACAUUAUGGGGUGGGGGUGGGGACAACAAAAGAUGGUUUAUAAAACAAAUGACACAAAUGACUGGGCUAAAUCUACUGUUUCAAAAAAGUGUCUUUACAAAGAAAAAGAAAUUUAUUUAUUAAAAAUUCUAUUGUGAUCUAAAGCAGACAAAAUUAUGUGUAUUCCUCAGAACCUGGUUUUGCUGCACUUAUUUACCCUCCUCGUUCCCCUUUUCCUCCCCAGCCUACCCUGAUUCCCAUUUGCCAUAUUUUUCAUAGGAGAUCUUGAUUCCCUAAAAGAACUGGUCUAGGAAAUUUUGUAAGAAUUCUGUUACACUUUGGGAAUUUUUAUGGUGAAUUCUAGUGGUGAGAUUCGGACUAUUUUGUCACUUUUUCUCUUUUUUUCUUUUGUUUUCUCAUGCCCUUUUUGAAAUCAUUCAGUAGAGAAUGGAAUAAUAACAGCAACUUUACAAGUGAGAAAAACAAAGAAGCAAACCUUUUUUUUUCCAUGUAAUGAUUUGCUCUGUAUUUACUGAAAGCACGGUUCUGUGAAAAAAUGGAAGAAAAAGUAAAAACAAAACAAACCAAAACAAAACAAAAACCACCCCAAGAAAUUAAUUUACUUGUGAAAACCUAUAAAACCCAUGAUCUUUUAAACAAUUCUAGAACCAGAAUUUGUAGUUCAAACACUAAACUAAGAUUAUAAAUAAAAUAUUGUUUUUUUCUGUA
Harpia harpyja (harpy eagle) is the source of this 4229-nucleotide messenger RNA. It is a transcript of the gene LRRC4C, whose product is annotated as leucine rich repeat containing 4C. The coding region runs from base 1595 to 3511 and encodes 638 amino acids. Gene Ontology annotation, molecular function: cell-cell adhesion mediator activity. The transcript is spliced from 8 exons. The record is from RefSeq and is a predicted model, not a curated record. Gene Ontology annotation, cellular component: postsynaptic density membrane; plasma membrane; glutamatergic synapse. Lineage: Eukaryota; Metazoa; Chordata; Aves; Accipitriformes; Accipitridae. Gene Ontology annotation, biological process: regulation of axonogenesis; synaptic membrane adhesion; modulation of chemical synaptic transmission.